Messenger RNA from Phytomonas sp. Hart1, 1126 nucleotides. NCBI's taxonomy places the organism in Eukaryota, Euglenozoa, Kinetoplastea, Trypanosomatida, Trypanosomatidae. The record is from the annotation of a GenBank genome assembly.
GGUCUGUUGUCUUACAUUUUCUUUUCUUUUCCAGGUACAAUCUUUUACCAUCGACAUUUUCAGAAGGACGUGCAUCUCUUUGCCUGCGCCUGUGUCGAAAAAAAGAUACUACGUAAAAAAAUCAAACUGGAGUACGUAAACCCAUAAUUAUUUAUAAUCUAAUUGUAAAAUAAAUACGAAUCUAAAGUUUUAACAUCCUUUUCACAUAUAUCCAUCUUGAAGCUUAACACGCGCGGUCGGCAAAUUAGAUUAUCUUCUCGUUAGACAAUCAAAGGGGUAAUGUACCAGGGCAACGACCGUUGUUUAUUUUUCAGCAAGAUGGGCGCAUGCCGCCAUGGGGAUAAUUGCACCAAACUGCAUAUCCGCCCCAGCACCUCCCCAACGGUAUUAUUUCCAAUGAUGUAUCCCAUCCCCUUUGCGGCCCUGGACGGCCACAUUGAGGAUCGCCAGUGGUCCUUUACCCAGUUUGACAAGAAAUAUCUCAAAAAGCACUUCGAGCACUUUUAUAAAGGGGUAUGGCGGACUUUUAUGGAGUACGGACGGAUCGCGGAGCUUCGUGUGGUGAGUAAUCUGAAUGAUCAUUUGCUUGGGAAUAUGUACGUCCGCUUUGAUGAUGCCGCGGCCGCCUCCCGAGUGGUGAAGGAGCUGCGCGAUAAAAAGACUAAAUACAACGACAUCAUCAUCCUCCCAGAGCUUUCUCCUGUAGUUAAUUUCGCCGAGGCGUGUUGUAAAGAGGACCUUGAGGGGACUUGUGCUCGCGGCGGGCAGUGCAAUUACCUCCACAUUAUGAAGGUAUCUCGCAAAUUACUAGAGAGCCUGGAGAAAAAACAGGCCAAGUACUGGAAGAAAAAGGAAAAACACGAUAAAGAGGAUCGAAAACGACACCAUGGUACUCGUUCUCGAUCGAAUUCUCAACCCUUGAAUGGGGGUGAUAUUUGCCAUAUAUGUGGCAAAUCAGGCCAUCUUUCUCGAGAUUGCCCAAUGAAAUAAUAGUUUGAUGAGUAAAAAUUCAUUUUAAGGGAAGGCGAGCGGCGUCUGAAUAAUUUUUUUUCACGUCCUCUCUUUCAAUUUAGCGUGUCACCAUGUGAGCGAUCCUUUCCACACAAUAUGGGGCAUGAGUGGUGAA